Messenger RNA from Pelmatolapia mariae (spotted tilapia), 666 nucleotides. Its product is annotated as immunoglobulin kappa light chain-like. Gene Ontology annotation, cellular component: extracellular exosome; blood microparticle; immunoglobulin complex, circulating. The record is from RefSeq and is a predicted model, not a curated record. The transcript has 3 exons. Lineage: Eukaryota; Metazoa; Chordata; Actinopteri; Cichliformes; Cichlidae. Gene Ontology annotation, biological process: antibacterial humoral response; complement activation, classical pathway. Gene Ontology annotation, molecular function: immunoglobulin receptor binding; antigen binding. The coding region runs from base 1 to 666 and encodes 221 amino acids.
AUGAGUUUGUAUCACUGUGGUACACGUUCGGUGGAGGAACCAGACUGGAUGUUGGGCGUAAUCCCAACAGUGUGGCAGGGAGGCAGGCAGAUGAGACAGAGUGGAGACAACUGGUACCUGAGUGACAGUGGAGUUAAUGGCAGGAAUGACCAUCCUGGUUUGACUGCUCACCCCAACAGUAGUCUGCAGCCUCGAGCCGGAAACGUCUUCAACCACCAAACCUCACCGUCUGAAUUUUGGAUUCCCUUCACCUCAGCUGCCUGCCCUCCAUCAGCUCUGAAAGUUCUUAACCUCAGACUGCACAAACUCACUCCUCAGCCAGCUACUCUGCCGCUCACUCGUGGUUCGAGUCCCCCCUCCCUGACCGUGCUGGCGCCCUCUAGUGAGGAGCUGCAGCAGGGGAAGGCUACAGUCAUGUGUGUGGCCAACAAGGGCUUCCCCUCAGACUGGAGGCUGUCCUGGAAGGUGGAUGGAAGAAGCAGCAGUGGAGAGGAGAGCAGGAGCCCCGGGGCGCUGCAGAAUGACGGCCACUACAGCUGGAGCAGCACCCUGAGGCUCCCUGCAGACCAGUGGGAGAAGGUGGGCUCUGUGACCUGUGAGGCCACCCAGGGCUCCCACACUCCACUCUCACAGACUCUGAUGACAGACCAGUGUUCCCAGUCCUGA